UCUAAAACAUAAUAGCCGGUAAAUGUAUAAUAAGUAUUAAUAUACAUACAAUAUACAUAUAAAAUACAUAAUCAGUGCAUAAGUUUUGUAUAUUUUGGCUAGCGGCCAUAAUAAAUUUUGGCCGGACGGACCAAAAAUGAAAAGUCCCUUUAAUAAACAAUGAUUGGUAACUUAGAAUUAAUGGUAAGUAACCUGCUAUAACAGGUUAAAUUACCCUAAUCAAUGGUGAAGCUACAUAGAGUGUAUUGGUCAUGCUCACGCACCCAUCGUCUUUUUUCAAGAAUAUAUUUUUUAUAUAGGAAAAUAGUAUUGGCAUACAAAUAGAUUGGUCGAGCACGCUUCUAUUAGCAACAAAUCUAAAUUAGGCAGAUGAGUAGUCCUGACUUAAAUUUUUUGGAUACACCACUGACACUUCUGAUAUAAAAUUAUUCUCAGUAGUGUAUGUAAGUUAUAAAUCCUAUAUGUUCCUGUUGGCAAUAGUCCGAAUUAUGCUGGUUAAAUUGGCAGCACAUGAAAUUAAAAAAAAAAAAAAAAAAAAAAAAAAAAAAACCUUUACAAGUUCCCAAAACAGCACUGAUGAUAAGCAUUACCCAAUGCUAACAGUGUGUACUUCUUGUGCAUUGGCAUAAGGGCACGAGAAAAACUGAACUACUUUUACCUCACAUCUCUUUUGUUACCUUUUCCCAUUCAAUUCAACACCUUACUAUAUAGUUUACACGAGAAAUACAACAUGUCUUAUUAUAAACAUGCACCUUUUGUUAUCCUUCAGACAAAACCCACAAAAUUCUAAUGUUUUUCAAGCAUCUACUGAUCAUUACAUAUAAUUACAUCCAAUACUUGCUAUACUUAAAGAAUCCCAUUAGAAAAGUUCACACUAUUUGUUCAAACAUUUUUUUUCCUUAAAUUUUUCACAUCUUUCAUGGUUUCCACCAACUUGAUUUCUCUUAUUCGACGUAAGAUUAUGCAAUUAUCCGAUGUAUUAAGUGGAAAACUAUGCAAAUCAUUGUUAAUUUCAGGACUAAUCCUCUAUGUUAUCUACAUUUUGCUAUCUAACCAUCCAUGUUGCCGCUCUAUCACUAUGUUCAAUAACUUGAUGAGGUUUCAAGUUGAAAAUCAAGAUGAUUCUCCCACCAAUAUUAGCCAUCUAGUAUUCGGAAUAACAAGCUCGUCUAGAACCUGGAAGAACAGAAUAUCUUACGUUGAGUCCUGGUGGAGACCAAACAUAACACGAGGAUUCGUGUUCCUCGAAAAUUUACCAAAAGAAUUGCUUCUGUGGCCUAAUUCUUCUUGUCCUCCUUUUAAGGUCUCGGAAGACACCUCGAGAUACAAAAUUUACGAUAAGCAUCCGAUCCAACAAACCAUACGAAUGGCUCGUGUUGUAGCCGAGACAUUCAAGAUGGAAAAUAAGAGUGCAAGGUGGUAUAUUAUGGCUGAUGAUGACACUGUUUUUUUCCUAGAUAAUUUGGUUGAGGUAUUGUCUAAGUACGACCAUAGGAAGUAUUUUUAUGUUGGGAUGAAUUCAGAAACUCAUUCAUCAAAUGUUAUUCACUCAUUUAAUAUGGCUUUUGGUGGAGGUGGAUAUGCUUUUAGUUAUGCACUUGUGGAGGCAAUGGUAGAGAAUUUGGACAUUUGUAUCAAAAGGUAUACAACUUUUUAUGGAGGUGACCAUAUUUUGCAGUCAUGUGUGGCUGAUUUAGGUGUCUCUCUCACUCAAGAAAAGGGCUUCCAUCAGAUGGACCUGCAUGGUGACAUAUCUGGCUUUCUAUCAGCACAUCCACAAUCUCCUUUAAUUUCCCUUCACCACCUUGAUUUUGUAGACCCUAUAUUUCCCUUAAUGAACCGUGCUCAAUCACUAAACCAUUUCAUGAAAGUUGCAAAAGGGGGUGACCAAUCAAGACUCCUACAACAAAGCAUUUGUUAUCACAAACCCAAAAAUUGGACAUUUUCAAUAUCAUGGGGUUACUCUAUUCAAAUUUAUGAGUCCAUUUUUCCUCCAAGUUUCAUACAAAUACCUUUACAAACUUUUAUUCCAUGGAGCAAAAUGUUUAGACCUUUCUUUGUUAUUAACACUAGGCUGCUUUCUAAUAAUCCUUGUGAAGCACCACAUAUGCUUUUCUUUGAGUCCAUGAAGAAAGUGAGCGGUGGAAAUUCUCAUUUGCUUACAAAUUAUACAAGGAGAUAUCCGAGAAAGUUGCCUCCUUGUUCAUCAAGUGGCAAUCACUCUGCAAAUCACAUUUCAGAAAUCCAUGUCCUCUCUCCCAUGAAGAAGCUUGAUUGGGUGGGUAGUAGAAGAGAGUGUUGUGAUGUUAUAUACAGGGCAGAAAUGAGUGUUACAGAAAUCAAACUUAGAGACUGCAUGCUGGAUGAAAUUAUUCCAUGAUUGUCAAGACUAUGGCAGAGAUUUU
This is a messenger RNA of Lycium ferocissimum, 2405 nucleotides long. RefSeq lists its product as uncharacterized. NCBI's taxonomy places the organism in Eukaryota, Viridiplantae, Streptophyta, Magnoliopsida, Solanales, Solanaceae. The record is from RefSeq and is a predicted model, not a curated record. Bases 920 to 2380 code for a protein of 486 amino acids. Gene Ontology annotation, molecular function: acetylglucosaminyltransferase activity. The transcript has 3 exons.